GGCGACGUCACAAUCAUGGCAUCGCAAAGACGGCCCGCUGAGGCCUGGUCUAUCGCCUGGUACCCUCAUCCCUCAUCCCUCAUCCCUCGUCCCUCAUUCCGUCACCCGUCACCCGUCACUCGUCACCCAACCCGUCGUCACCCGCCGCCUCUCACCUUCCGGCCGCCCUUCACAUGGUCGCCCGCAGCCCGCGCUGACCGCACUUCUGUGAUAUGGCGCUCGUCGACGCCAUUCGCCGGCCAUUUUGAGGCCCUCUGCGUUGUGCGCGACGCCGUCUCACGAGCCGCGUCCCCUCCGGCAUACCCCGCCCGUAAGCUGUUAUCGUGGUCAAUCAGCUGUCGAGAAUGCGCACGCUGGCCCUCCUCUGCAGACUCGGUGUGCCGCCGGUUGCAUGCUGGUUCGCAGAAUGCCGAAUGGUUGGUGAUGGUGCUCGCUCACUUGAUCCACCUCUCUGACCUGGCGAGGCCAGACCAGAGGUGGCCCGCAGGGUGGCCGACCGGUCUGAAGCCACCAUCACCGUCGCAGAAUUACGAAGUGACCCCGCGGCCGGGGCGGUUGAGUGGCCGUCCAUGCCGCGCGCUCCCGCAGCUCCCGCCAGCCAUGGAAUGUCACCUUCCGAGCUGGUAGCCUGGACUUGCUGGGAGCAAACCUAGCCCUCGCGAAGCCGGUACUUCGUACUACGUAGUGACAUCACUUUCUGAAGAGGCGCUUGGCAGUUGUUUCAUGAGGAUCGUCGUCGACAAUGAGAACGUGCUGCCGCGAUAACAACGAGCAAUUUCGGGGCCAGCCUCCUCUUUUCCCGCUCUUCUCUCUUCUGUGCUCUUCGUCAGCUUGCUUUUGCGCUGGCCAGCUGCAGAGCCUGCAGUGUUGCGUUGUCCAGCAGCCAUAAUCCCUCCUUUUCACAGAGUCCGCCCUUGUCUCCGUCACUGAUAGGACGGCAUCCUGCACAUCUCUCCACUCAGCCCCUCUCCAAAGCAGGGAAGUUGACCAGUCGUCGACUUGCUCGUUCCAUAUCCCUGCUCAAGAAGCCCGCUGCGCUUCGAAAUCACAAAACGCCAACUCACUCCUGCG
Molecule: messenger RNA, 1071 nt
Organism: Ilyonectria robusta
Lineage: Eukaryota; Fungi; Ascomycota; Sordariomycetes; Hypocreales; Nectriaceae
Exons: 1
Coding region: 16-627 (203 amino acids)
Source: RefSeq, a predicted model, not a curated record